Synchiropus splendidus (mandarinfish) is the source of this 2247-nucleotide messenger RNA. Its product is annotated as major histocompatibility complex class I-related gene protein-like. The transcript is spliced from 9 exons. NCBI's taxonomy places the organism in Eukaryota, Metazoa, Chordata, Actinopteri, Syngnathiformes, Callionymidae. The record is from RefSeq and is a predicted model, not a curated record. Bases 33 to 1229 code for a protein of 398 amino acids. Gene Ontology annotation, biological process: immune response. Gene Ontology annotation, cellular component: external side of plasma membrane.
CUGCGACGAUAGCGAGGCCUGUUUCCUGCGACAUGAGCUCCGACAUUGUUUGUUUUCGACCUGAAACGGACGCCUCUUGUUUCCAAAAGAUGAUCAAGAUGACGAUAACGAGAGUUAUUUUGGCUCUUUGUUGGAUGACAAGCGCAAAUGCAGCACGCCACCACCUCACCUACAUUACAACUGCAUCAUCUGGAGUUACGAGCUUCCCAGAGUAUGUGGCGGUUGGUAUGAUGGACGGUGUCGUGAUCUAUCGCUACGACAGCAACAACGAGAAAGCAGAGCCCAGACAGGACUGGAUGUCUCAACAGAGUUCUGAAAAUUUGGAAUAUUUAAACUUUAACACGAGGAGGUGCAAGAUAAACCAGGAGCGUGCCAAGAACAGAGUUAUCUAUCUUAAAGAGAGAUUCAACCACACUGGAGGUGUCCACAUUGUCCAGUGGAUUUACGGCUGUGAGUGGGAUGAUGACGAGACUGUGAAGCCCAGAGGUCAUUAUCAGCUCGCGUAUGAUGGAGAAGACUUUCUGUUGUUGGACCUGGAGACUCAGACAUGGGUCGCUGCAAAACAGCUGGCAGGCAACAUAAAAGACCCGUGGGACAAAGAUCAAGAUCUUACCGAAUAUAAUGACUUCUACAUGAACCAGUACUGUCCUAAGUGGGGGAAGAAGCUUCUGGACCAGGGGAAGAGCUCCCUCCUAAGAACAGAGCUUCCAUCAGUGUCUCUCCUCCAGAAGACUCCGUCCUCUCCCAUCGUCUGCCACGCUACAGGCUUCUACCCUCCACGAGCCAAGUUGUUCUGGACCAAAGGCGAAGAGAUUAUCAAAGACAAUUAUGCAGAGGUCCUCCCCAACCAUGAUGGAACCUACCAGAUGAGGGCCCGGCUGAAACUGCCAGACCUGUCUGAAACCUGGGAGAGCUUCACCUGUGUGUUCCAGCUUGAUGGCACGAACCUAACCACCAAACUUGACAAGAAGGCCAUUUUAAUCAAAUGGAAGCCGGACCAAACCAUCCCCAUCGCUGUCUCAGUGGCUGCUCUUGUUCUGCUUGUCGCUGCUGCUGCUGUUAUUGGAGUGGUCAUGAGGAGAAGAGCAGGCAAAAGUGCAGAAACUGACUCCAACAGUUCUGAGGAGGCUCUGAAUCCACUGAAUCGCCUGACUAAAGCUCCUGCACAUGUUGGUUUAGACAUGAGUCCUUCAGACCUGUUGGUGGAACCCCAGCCUGAAGCAACAUGAGCAUGAAGGAGUGUUGCAAGGAAAGAAGAGUGGAGCAUUGUGUGGCUGCAGCUAUCGACUAUGCUCUAAUCUUGAGCUUCCUGACUGACACACACACACAAACACACAUCAGUGACCACAUACUCAACAUGUUAAACCACACUGUUACAAAACAAAAACAAAAGAACAAAUAUACAGACCCUGUUCUACACAGUUCUACAGGGUCUGUAAUAAAUUGUCACUGAUUUAUUCAGGGAGUGCUUGGAACUUUGUACAGCCUACCUUUUACAGUCAUCUGUGCAGUAGCAACGCUACAUUAAACCCUCAACCUUCCAUUACUUAAAGAUUUGUAAUAAUUGAGGCGUAACUAGAAGGCAAACAGACACAGAGGGUAGAUGCAGGUGUAUUUACCAGUUGAGAAGCCGUUAACCAGCUCAGUAACAUCUCACUGGUGCUGUAGUUUAUAUUUUCCUCAAGCUGCUCCACCUGGAUUGUUAAAAACAAAAUAAGGAACUGACUAGUUUGUGUUCUGUGAUUUGUGAAUGAAGACGUCUAAUAUUUCCAUCUCAUGUUUUAGUCCUUUCACCUCCGUUCAACUUCGUGCCCAUGAAAACAGCACCUGAUGGAGUAUUACACACAGUUCACCUGUGAUCCCAAGAGUUUUACUUCAGUGUUAUUUAUCACAGUGCUUGGUGAACAUGUCUGUAGUUCUCACAACUGACAAACCUUCAUUUCAUACAUAUAUUGAAUGUAACUCUUGAUGCCUAAAAGGUGAACAACGUGCACUAUAUGCUACAUAUGCAACAUACAGUACGCAGUGUUUUUAUACAGCAGAUAUGCUUGAGCUCCAGGCCUUUUAAGCUUUCAAAAAACACACAAAAGGCUCUUACUUCAGUGGAGUUUUGCCGCUUUAUUUUUGCUUUCACACAAAUGGCAUUUCAGCGUAUUUUCUUGCACCUUGAAUUGAAUGGAUUCAAGAUGUGAGGUUUGUAUUUUGUAUUUAAAGCCACGAAUAAAAGUCUUGCUGAAAAACAUUGAA